AACGCGGAAGUGAGAAGUGGUGACGUUCGCUGCCACAAAGCUGAUCAUGGCGUAAUGUUGGUGUAUGUUUGGUGAAAACAGUCGCAUUUUUCCAGUUUAAAACAAACUCCUUACGGCUCAAAAUGUUCAAAGGUUGGGGUACGUGGCUAGGCCUAGAUGAUGCCUCAACAGAAAAAGAAGAGGUUGUUCAAUCCACUGAUGCUGUCGAAAAAGAGACAGAAACUUCACCUGAUGUGCUGGACUCCGAAGUAAACAAGCAAAACGCAAGUAUAGAUGGGGAAGAAGAAAACGGCGAUCAACAACCCUUGCUAGAAACAAAAGGGUUUAGUGGUUACAUUCUCAACUUCGCCAGCAGUGCAACCAAGAAAAUAACCGAGUCUGUAGCUGAGACUGCACAGACGAUCAAGAAAAGUGUAGAGGAGGGGAAAAUUGAUGGCAUUAUUGAUAAGACCAUACUGGGAGCCUUUCAGAAAGAGCAACAGAAGUUCGUCCAGGAAAAGAAUGCAAGAAGGACAGACGUUGCUGUGCCACCAUGGGUUGGUUACAACGAAGAAGAGACAAUUCAGCAGCAAAUAUUGGCCUUAUCAGCUGACAAGAGGAACUUCCUGCGUGACCCCCCUGCUGGGGUUCAGUUUCAUUUUGACUUUGAUCAGAUGUACCCUGUUGCCUUGGUAAUGCUGCAAGAGGAUGAACUGUUGAAUCGGAUGCGCUUUGACCUUGUGCCCAAACAUGUGAAGGAGGAUAUGUUCUGGAGAAAUUACUUCUACCGCGUGUCACUGAUAAAGCAGUCUGCUCAGCUCACUGCGUUGGCAGCCCAGCAGCAGGCUGCAGAGAAGCGCGAAGAAGAAGAGAAGACUGAAGCCACCGCACAGGCAGACCUGGCAGAAACCAUCAGACCGAAAACCCCUCCCACAACUAUCAACGCUAAGCCAAAGUCAAAUGAGGAUGAAGAAGAGAUUUCCACCAGCCCGGGAGUGUCUGAAUUCGUGAGUGAUGCCUUUGAUGCGUGCAACCUUGACCAGGAGGACCUGAGGAAGGAGAUGCAGCAGCUUGUGCUGGACAAGAAGGAUGAGGCCUCUCCACAAGAGGAAGAGACGGCCGAUUGGGAGCGCGAGCUGCAGAAAGAGCUCCAAGAGUAUGAGGUCGUAGCUGACACCGAGAACCGCGAUGACGGCUGGGACAAGGAGAUUGAAGAGAUGCUGCAGGGGGGUGACAACUAGUAGCAAUAUUCUCCCGCUGCCCUGCUGUGAGAGGAUGUCAUGAAGGACCAGAUGGAUCUGCCAUUUCCAACUCUGAAGAAACCUCUCGAAGACUGUUUCACUGAGGUCACUGGCUUUCAAAAAGCCAUUCCCAGCACUCUCAAGAAUAUCCAAGAAGAGCAUUUGUUCAUGUUUGUGGGAAGUUGAAGGAGGUCUGUAAGAUUAUUUGGCUCUAUGGCUGAACCGUUAUAAAAAGAAAACAUCUCUGGAAGUAUGUGAAGGUUUGUGGAGAUGGAUGGCUUUGGUGCAGUGCCAAACUGCAACUGUAAACUGACAAUAUUAGGCAUCUGUCCACAUAUUUGAGAGUUACCUUUUGCAUUCAUCUCUCUUAGAAGAGGAAAAGUUAUAGUGAUUUUUUUUCUUUAAUUGUUUGCCAGCCCUUGUCUCAUCUCAUUUUGUGCAAUCUACAGGGAUAUCUUUGAGACAUUUUUUUGUGUGUGUGAAUGUAAUGUUGAGGACGCUUAACAUCAAUUCAUUGUAAAACUCCUGUGCUUUGAGUUUUCAGAUUCACACACCACAACAGCACCAGUUAAGAUCAUAUUUGGUGAAGUCACUCAACAGUAGUUUUGUGGAUGCAAUGGUGUUUGUCUUCAGAUGGUCAUUUUGGCUAAACUAUGUCACCCUUGACUUGCAUUCACUUUGGCUAAGCACACUAAAGUGAGGUUGAGGAUGUAUUGUUACAGCCAACAGGUCUUUCCAUCAAUCGCGGGACCUUUUAGUGUCUUUCUCUUUGUAACACAGACUGUAUUAUAUGGUAAUGGGAUACGUAUGUUUAACUGUAGAGUGGUAUUUCCAAUCUGAAUGGGAUGUUUUUAUUAUUUUGUGCUUUUCUUAAGUCAUCCAUCUUUUAAAGUUUAAUAUGUAUAUUGCUUCUCUGGUCUAGUAAGUAAAUGGAUAUUGUUCGUAAACAACAAAAUGUUAAGCGACCCUGAAUGAGAUGGAUAAAAAAAGCUAUAAGAAACCUGAUAGAAUUCCCUUCUAUGAUAAGAUGAUCACACCCUUAGUAGAGACUAUGUUACCUAUGAAACACCUUUUCAUAUAUUUUUUUCCCAAGCUGAUGCUUGUCUUACUUUACAAUGCUGUUAACUAUGAUUCUGUUAAGCAAAAAUAAAGACUUUGCCUUUCA
Molecule: messenger RNA, 2385 nt
Organism: Clupea harengus (Atlantic herring)
Lineage: Eukaryota; Metazoa; Chordata; Actinopteri; Clupeiformes; Clupeidae
Gene: syap1
Product: synapse associated protein 1
Biological process (GO): TORC2 signaling; regulation of short-term neuronal synaptic plasticity
Cellular component (GO): Golgi apparatus; synapse; cytoplasm
Source: RefSeq, a predicted model, not a curated record